UUUAAAGAUGGUUUUUACAGACUGGGUAUGUUUUGCAUUUUUGAUUCAAUUUGGAUGCUGUUUCGAAAAUUUAUGUUUAAGACCAGAGACAAAGGCCUUACAAAUUCUACGUUAGAAGGUCAGAAUGCUCAACUAGGCAUUGAUGGAGUCAAAACGCCAACCUCCUUCAAAUACUGUUCGCACACAUCCACAUCUGAAAAGUCUGAAGCCUGGUAUCAAGUCGACCUUGGAAAUUUCUUCAGUUUGAAAAAUAUCAUUAUUACUUACAGGAAUGAAGAGAAAUGGCCUCCGUACAGAUUUCGACAAUUCUACCUAGAUGUUUCCAGCAUGACGGCGAAUUCUACUGAGACCUUAACACCUCAGAGAGUUCGGUGUUACACGGAUAGAACGAGGCCUCCUGCCACGCCCCCUAAUGUUAUUGACAUUCCAUGUAAUCAGACAGCGCGGUAUGUUAUCGUAGAAACCUUCUAUGAUGCUACAGAAGACAGAGAAAUAUUGGUAGCCAUUUUGGAAAUUUGUGAAAUAGAGAUCUAUGGAUGUGCAGUAUGCAGAUAUGGCAUUAACUGUUCAGAAUGUGAUAGAUGUUCAGUUUGUGACAUUAUAAGCGGUGCUUGUCCCCUAGCUAGCAGUGACAGAUUGGAUCCUGCAUCCGUCGGUGUUGGUAUAGGUGUUGGAGUUUCUUUCGCUAUUCUUGUUUGUUCUGUCAUCGCAAUUGUUAUAUGUUUUAGAAUGAAAAGAAGAAAAGGACCUGAUAACAAAUACCAAAAGGAACAUGAAAACAAGAAUGCUGCAUUUAACAGAAAUGGUCAACAGAGGAACUUCGUAAGAAAUGUAUCUGGAUUUGGUAAUAUGGAUAAUGCAUCAGGGGACAAUGCAGAUGUUUAUGAAAAUGAAAAGAAAAACGGCUUCAAGACUCACACAGAUGAUAAAGUUUCACACGUUCACGAUAAAUAUGGUUUAGAACCGAAAAAGGAGUACUUGUCCGUCUCAGAAAAAGUCCAAGAAGAGUCAACAUAUGAUCAGCUAGAACUUUAA
This is a messenger RNA of Saccostrea cuccullata (small rock oyster), 1035 nucleotides long. RefSeq lists its product as uncharacterized. The record is from RefSeq and is a predicted model, not a curated record. NCBI's taxonomy places the organism in Eukaryota, Metazoa, Mollusca, Bivalvia, Ostreida, Ostreidae. Bases 28 to 1035 code for a protein of 335 amino acids. The transcript has 7 exons.